AUGUUCGCUGGGGGCGAGCAUCACGUCAAGCGCAGAAAGACUUCGGGAGUGGCAGGGGAGUCGUAUCAUGCGCAGGGCAACGGCUGCGUGGUUUGCAGCUCGGACCAAAACGGGGACAGCAUCUUGCUCUGCGACGGCUGCGACGGGGAGUACCAUACGUACUGCCUUGUACCUCCUCUCAAUGAGAUACCGGCGGGGGAUUUCUACUGUCAGAACUGCACUGGCGUCUCCCUAGGUGCAGUCGCUGUCCCUGUCCCAACCGCAGGGGCUCCUGGCAAACGAGCAUCCCUUCCAUCUGCGGAUGCCGAUUCAGUUUCUCCUUCUUCUUCUUCAUCAUCUUCCACGCCCACUCAAUUGAAUUCGACUGUUCAUAUGAAGGAGUCCAAAUAUAGGGGCGUGUCAAAAGUGUCGAUGAGGGGCGUCAAAAAACCAUUCGUAGCCAAACUCUGGCAGGGCUCCAAAUAUCUGCAGCUAGGCACCUAUGGGAGCGAGAUUGAAGCAGCCCAUGCUUACGACAAGGCUGCACUCAUGCAUUAUGGCAAGAGCGCGCAACUGAAUUUCCCGCAUCUUCACGGCAGCUUCAACCGUUCAGAAGAGUCUUUUAGCGGGCGUCCGCACAUCUCAAGUGCUGCAGGACAGCAUAGUGCUGCGGUGCCAGAUACUCGGUCAUCAUCUGCCGAGUACCGUGUUUCUCCUGGACGUGGACGAGGCAGAGGUCGUGGGCGUGGACGAGGUCGUGGGCGUGGAAAGCAUUUACUGACCUCGCCCGAUGGACAUCGAAAAGUCAAACGUCAAAAGUCGGAAACUAAUGAGCCAGUAGUCGGAUCCUCUGGUGAAAAAAGACCGGGCAAAAAGUACCUGGGAGUCCAGGUACAUCGUGUAUAUGCACACGCACAAAUUCACGUAAAUGGAAAGGUGAUUAAUUUGGGCACAUUUCCCACAGCGGAAGAUGCAGCUAUGGCAUACGACAAGGCGGCUUUACAGUACUUUGGAAGCCCAACUGGCUCUGGUGGUGCUUGCUCUGGCGAAAUCGUUUUAAACUUCCCUGAUAGACGCGAUGAGAUGCUAAAGGAAGUGUUUGGGGUGGAACAACAAAAGAUGGUGCACCAGACUGGGAGAUCAAGCCAUGCUAGGCGCAGCAUCCAGAAUGCUGAGCACAACUUGUCGAUUACAAAACUGAAUGCGUGGGUGUCAAAGCUACAACGAUCAGUAAAAAUGAUUGAGGCUUCGCAACGGGUUCAGUGGGGUUUGCGUUCGUCGUUCGAGGGGAGUGAAGAGGAAGUCACGAAACAGGGGGAUGACAUUCCAUCUCUGGUAAAAACUGAGGUGUUUGGCUUCGGGCCUACCAUAAAAAAGGAAUUCACGACGCGCGAUCUGAAACUGAGACAGAGUAAUGAGCAGAUUCAGGAUGCAAUAUCGUUGAUGACCGAAGAGUUGAACAUUUACGCGGCUAACAUACCCGAGGAUCCUCUGUGCCAGCCGCCACCUUGCAGCGCUCCCAUCCUGGAUUUGCUGUCUAGUUCCCGGUAUCUGAAAUUGAUCAGUGCUAUAAAUGAUCUUGCGCAUCUGAAGGUUACAGUUGAUGAGAGUGAUGCGAACUCGAUAGUCAACGGACGUUUCGAAAGCAGACUGCAAGCUGUCGUUGACUACCGCGCCCGACUUCAAAUGUUAAGUAGAAACGAGAAGCAGAAACUGGCCCGGUUUAUAAACGAUAUCGAGACUGAAGCUGCAUCUAAUCUGUACAGCACCCUUUCCGCUGCAAGUGGUGAAAGCACUCUAUCCCCCACAGCACAGCUAAGACUCGAGACGUUUAAGGAAUCCGGUUUCUCGUCGAAUGUGAGAUAUGUCAAGCGAGAAGUGCGAAUAUUGGAGCCCAACGCGUCAGGACGACAAGCAGAUGGAAAAGAGGUAGAACCGUCAGGGCGUGUAACGCAGCCGGAUAAAAAGUUGACGAGCGAUUCUACUAGCCAGGCGGACAAGGCCGAUGUUGCGAUGGUAGUAAACGUAAAAUCGGAAGUGGCUGCUUAUGAGAAAGUAGAAAACGAAACAAUCGGUCUGCCAGUCACUUUGUUACUAGCAGGAACAGAAGCAACCGGACACGGUGUCAGACGUGAAGCGACUCACCAGAGUGCGAGCGAAGACGGAAGUAAAGUGGUCGAUAAGUCACGCGUAGGUGCUGACGGCAAGCUGGAAGAUGCCGAUAUCGAAGAAUCUGCUAGCGAAGAGACGACAGGGGUUGUGCGCAAUUCGAAAACGACAGCUGGAGGAAGUGAGAUAGAAGGCGAGAAUGAUGGUGAGUGUGGGCUGGAAGCCGAAAGAAACAAGAAUGAGACGGAAGAGAUAGUGGAAAAUAAGGCUGAAACGAAGUCGCCUAAGGAUGAGGCAGCAGGACAAAUGAUGGACGACGAGUUUGACACAGAGCAGCCUGAGUUCGUUGAGAGAAGCGAUGACAAAAACAACGAGGUAAGUCGGUGUCUAGAAGCUUCAUCGUUUGACGAUAACGCGACAAGCGUUAAGUGUGAACGUGAUAGUACGAAGCCGAACGACGACGUGGCGUUGCAAGGCAGUAGUUGUUUCUCCCCAUCGGUUGCAGUAGAAAUACCAGAGAAUGCUUGCGAGUGGGAAUUCUGUCUGGCCGUCCGUACAGAAGCGCAAGACAUGUGGCGACUGUUUCCGCUGUCAAGUAAGACUCCGGUGCCCGAUACAUUUGUUGACGCUGAUAUUUUGGCAGAGAGGGAAGUUGCUGAAUUGGAAGUUUCCGAGGAAGAAGUCUGCUCAUCUACCGUUGCGCCCGGUGGGAAGACAGCAUGGAUGGAGCAUCUACAUCGACUUCACGUUGGGGAAGGCCAAGUCCGAAAAAGUAUUCAGCGUGGAGUUGAUCACCAGCACGCGUUACAGACAAUGGUGAAAAUCAAGCAAGACCAGUUGAAUGAGAUGUCAGUUGUGUACCGGGAAGCCAUGCGCGAACUCGACUUGAAGGCGUCGUUGGCGCUAGAGAAUCACGCGCGCGUGAACCAGGAUGCCCGGCUUGUAAAACUGAUGCAGCACUCGUUCAACCCGAUUCUAGGUGACCUGCUGGACAAGUGCGAAGAGGCUUUACUGAAUUGCUUCCGGAAAUUGUCUCUUCGAUUUGAUGAUUUUGCUCAAGAGUUCGAGUACUAUCGAAAUGCACUGAUCAGUUUGACACGAUCGUCAGGGAAGGAUCUUGGCAUCGAACAUGGCCAUGUUAGUCCGGUUGACGCUGCAGAUAUUGGCGUCGACCCUAACAGCGUGGUCACAAAGCGUGAGAAUAUUGAUCGAGUAGUCGGAUGUUCCCCUGACACGACUUCGGCUGCAUCCGAGGGAUUAAAUCUUGCAGGUGAUAUUGACAUGGUUGUUACCGAGAGCGAUGAUCCCCAUAGCCUAGGUUUGAGGCAAGCCUAUGUCAGCUUUUAUACAGGCGAAUUGGAAGCUCUUUGGAAAGAACGGAGCUCAUCAUUAGAAAUGGUUCAAGCCAUCCAGCGCUCGUUACUGAAUCAUACAACCGGACUGGCCAAGUCUCCUGAGAAAGUCACUUUGUCAGUAAAAAUGGAACCACCGCUUGAGGCUGCGACAGUAGGGCCCAAAAAGGCAGAGCUGAAGGUAGAUACUGUGAGUACUGGUGAAGCAACGACUGAAUCUAUCACAAUUGCAGUGAAAGCGGAAACGGAGUCUGCAUCGGAGUCCGUAAUUGCAGGAUGUAGAGCAAUAGAAUGUGGGAAUGGGGUUUCGAGCACACCGAUCGAAAAUGUCGUGUUGUCGGUUGACACUAACACUGGUACGACCUCAUGCUUGCCGACCGAUGAAACGGGGACACUAAAGAUGGGGUCAUCCCAUGCCACUAGUGAAAACAGUGUACAUACAAAGCCACAGCAUGUUCCUGGGCGCUUCCGACGCGAGCUAGAGCUACGUAAGGCAAUUGAAUUAUGCUUGGCUCAGUGGCAGCGCAUCCAGUGGCCGGAGGAGCUCAACUGUACAUUCUUGGCACCUGUCAGUGUGGAUUUGUCCAAGCAGUGUCUGAAACGAGAGUGUGAGCUCAUUGCAUCACAACCUUUGGCCGAGCUGGGUGAAGAGGACGAAGAACAUGACUCUCCGUAUGGCGUUAUGGAGGAGCUGAAACGUGUGAUGACCAACUUGACGCAGGAGCAGACAAGUUCAGUACCACCAACGGUAGAAUCAACAACGUCGGUGAUGUAUCACCCCGUGUUUAUUGAUCACCAGACACCAAAGAAUCACCCGGAAUGCCCGGAGCGCAUCGAUCGAGUGGUGACUAUCCUAAAUUCUCUGGUAAAGAAGCACCAAGAAACGCUCGAACUCGACCGCCUCUCGAUGACACCAGAAGAGCUCUGUCCUCCCGAGACAACACUGCUGAUGGUACACUCACCGACGUAUUUGCGACAACUAAAAGAAAGAUCGAUCGAGGCUGGGUCGCAACUCGUUUCGUCCCCUACAGCAUCUUCUCCUUCAACAAGAGCUCUUGUGUUCGAGUCCGACUCAGGCAUCCGCGAAGAGACGCCAAAGCAUGGUGGAAAAGGGAAGAACAGACGGCCUCUGCUGGUUGGAGCCUUUGGCGCUGCCAGUCUCGAGCAAAAUGGCGUCGAGCUGGAUACAUUCGUAAGCAGCAAGUCAUGGGAUGUUGCCCGUGCGGCUGCAGGUACCGUUUGUCUUGCUGUGGACCGGGUCGUGCGCAAAGAGUACCGUAAUGCUGUAUGCUUGGUGCGCCCUCCAGGGCACCAUGUUGGUCGCCACGGUCGGACGGAGCAUGCCCCAUCGUCGGGCUUUUGCUUACUGAAUAACGUGGUGAUUGGCGCUACUCACGCGCGUUUAUACCCAUGGAUUAGCAAAGUUGCAGUGCUCGAUUGGGACAUCCACCAUGGAAACGGGACGGAGGAGCUACUGAAAGAUGACCCGGACGCAUUCUUCGCGUCCAUCCAUUUGUACUCAUCCGGAAAAUACUUUCCGGGAACAGGGAAGUCAUGUGAGACGGGCAACCUCGUGAAUGUGGCGCUUGAAAAUACUGGCGCCGGGAGCGGGUCGCAAGCGUUUCGGUCUGCCGUUGAGUCGAAAGUUCUGCCAGCAAUCAGAGCGUUUGAGCCCAACAUCAUAUUUAUCUCAGCAGGCUUCGAUGGUCAUCGCGACGACAUCCUGGGUGGUGUGGCUGCUGUCCACAAUCUCAACGUACCUGCUGGAUAUGUUGAGGAGGAUUACGCUUGGGCUACGUUGGAAGUUCUCAAGCUAGCUGCUGAGGUGUGUGACGGUCGAGUGGUUUCGGUGCUAGAGGGUGGGUAUGAUAUUCGCCGGGAGACGAACUCGCUGGCUAAGUCGGUGGCGGCACAUGUGGCUGCCAUCUCCGAUUACGAGGUAGCCCGGCGAAAGGCGGGCGACAAAGCUACAGCUGAUGUAAAGAUGAAAGUAGAAGGUGGGAACGAUGAAGGGAGUAUUAUUGCGAGUGGAAUCCCCGCGUCGGCCUGCUCCUCUUCCAUCAAGACGGAAACGCUGCCGCUUGUGAAGGAGGAGCGUAUUGGUCUGCUCGAGAAGCUGCUAUCGACGGAGUUGACAGCUGACAAUGUGAUCAUCGUCGACGAUGAGGAGAACGAAGAGGAGGAGGAAAGCGGGCUAGCUCACGAGAUGCUCGGCAACAGCAACAGUGAGAACGGAGACGAUGUGGUUGAGGAGGAAGACGAGAGCGACGCUACGAUGGAAGAUGACGAACCUGAGAGCGAGGAGCUCCAUGCUUGUGACCGUGUAGAAAAAGCACAGGAGACGACAACUUCCUUGAUCAUGGAGGUAACCGACAGCUGA
This is a messenger RNA of Peronospora matthiolae, 5820 nucleotides long. NCBI's taxonomy places the organism in Eukaryota, Oomycota, Peronosporomycetes, Peronosporales, Peronosporaceae. The record is from the annotation of a GenBank genome assembly.